Exophiala viscosa is the source of this 1556-nucleotide messenger RNA. RefSeq names its product transmembrane protein 66. Lineage: Eukaryota; Fungi; Ascomycota; Eurotiomycetes; Chaetothyriales; Herpotrichiellaceae. The transcript has a single exon. The record is from RefSeq and is a predicted model, not a curated record. Bases 231 to 1265 code for a protein of 344 amino acids. Gene Ontology annotation, cellular component: endoplasmic reticulum membrane. Gene Ontology annotation, biological process: regulation of store-operated calcium entry.
AGAUUUCGUCACAACCUACAAAAUCAGGCAACAAGAAAACCCUUCCUUCGCCUUCGUUCUUCGAACGGUAUGGCCACUGUGUCUACUUGACAACUCUUCAGAUUCGCACUAUAGAUGAACUUCACUCGCUAAAAGAGCCAUGCUUUCGCCACCGGCCGCACUCUGCUUCUUCCAGGUUUGUUUCUAGAUGUGAUUUGUAACCUCCACGAUCACUCCCUCAACAGUCCGCCAUGAAGUAUCUCCUACUCUUGACCCUGCUCUUCAUAAGCACAGCGCUUUCAGCGAAGGUUACAAACCCGAAGAAAGUACCUCGUAAUGCAGCCCUUCUAUCCAAAAUCUCUGCAAUCACCGUCCGAGCCGGCAAGCAGACUGCGUCUCGCCGAGUGUCCCCCGUUUCACAACUAAAAUGCGUCGGCCCUGCAAAAAUAUGCAGCCUGUACUCGAUCGAUUCUAUGCGUUGCACGAACGAGGGUGUCGACUACGAUGAGAGCAAUGUACAAUGGAGCUGUAAAGCCGCACUACCGGACGAGUUCAAACUAGGCAGUACAGACGUGACGUGCGAAGGUUAUGAAAGCAGCGAAGAUCCAUAUGUCCUCAAGGGCAGUUGUGGCGUCGAAUAUAGACUGCUGCUCACGGACAAAGGAGAGGAGAAAUAUGGAUCACAAAUGGGCGGUCUCAACUUUGGUGGCCUGCCAAAAACCUCUUCGGAAAGCAUUGCUGGCUAUGCUUUCAUGGCUCUCUUCGCGCUAGUUCUCUUUAUCAUUCUGCGAGGACUCUACAAGGCAUGGCGGGACAAUACGGUACGGCCGCGACCGCGAGGUGGUGGCUUUGGAGGAUGGGGAGGCGGUAAUGGCGGCGAUGAUGAUCCUCCACCACCUUAUGAUCCUCGUCCUCCGCCACGACCGAAGAAAGCAACCUGGACCUCAGGAUCAAGCUCGGCGUCUUCUUCCACACGACAAGCGGGAGCGAAUCAAGAGCAGGGUUGGCGACCAGGAUUCUGGACUGGUGCGGGUGCAGGCGCCGCUGCAGCUUACAUGGUGGGUAGAGGUGCUCGGACGCAACCUGAGCCACCCCGCAGAGCCCCUUGGGAAGGCGGGCUGUUUGGAGGCAGAAGAGACGAAGGACCUCGGCAGGGUGGAUGGUUUGGAGGAGGUGGUGGCGGCGGCGCCGCACAACGAUCAUCAUCUAGGACGACCAGCUCAAGCCCAAGUUUCUCAAGCACACGACACGAAAGCACUGGCUUUGGAGGGACUAGUCGACGAUAAAGCAUCCAUAUGCAGUAUAGCUGCUCACGAAAGAACCGUAUGUCCAUUGGGAUAUGCUUCUCAGGUAGCUAUCUGGAAUAAUACACCUGCACGCACUGUGUGAAAAGGCCUUCUCUUGCAAACCCUUUCUCCCAACCUAUCCGUCAUGAGACCUCAGUCCUGGCCACAGCCCUCAGGAGAUUCUAGGUAUCCUGCAGUAUAGUGUAGCACAUGUCCCUGGCGCUGCAAGCCGUGCCGAAGUCAGAACGUAAAUACGCGUCUCCACGUGAUAUCAGAAUUGCUUACUAGGCU